AGAUGCAACUAUAUAUUUCAGUUGGCAAUACGGAAGUUGACAGAUGGUUGACAUUUGGAGGUUAAUCUUCGAUUUUUCGUAAACUGAGUCAAACACGUGUUGUUGGGUGCUUUAUAGUGAUAGUACUCCUGUAUUUUGUAAAUAAUUGUUACUAAUAAUUCGUUAAUAAUGAAAACUGCCACCACAGUACAGUCGACAGAAGUACGAAGUAAGACAAAAAUAACAUCGUCCGAAGAUUCCAAGCAAAAAACCCUUCGGGGUAAACCCAAGUCGGGCCGUUUUUGGAAAAACGAAAAGAAAAAAUUCUCGUCAAUCAUAAAAACCAAAGGCAUUAGAAACUCGUUUGAGAAAAAGCAGGCCCUAAGAAAAGAACUGCAAAGGGUGAAAGAAGCGAGUAGAGCCGUCAUAGCGGCAAAGGAGGAAGAAAAAGAACAAAAAAAGCAAAGACGGAGAGACAACCUGAAACGACAAGAAGAAAACAGGAAGAAAUCUGAAAUUGUACAAGUCAUUACAAACACAACUAAAAUUAAGAAAAUGAAGAAGAAACAACUCAGGCAUAUUGAAAAAAGAGAUACUGUUAAUAUCCGCCAGGCUUAAACCUAGAACUUUCCUGGUGUCUUUGGGGUCAAUCACGCCGUCGUCCCACAUUCUGAGA
Molecule: messenger RNA, 655 nt
Organism: Zophobas morio
Lineage: Eukaryota; Metazoa; Arthropoda; Insecta; Coleoptera; Tenebrionidae
Product: coiled-coil domain-containing protein 86-like
Exons: 3
Coding region: 169-597 (142 amino acids)
Cellular component (GO): nucleolus
Source: RefSeq, a predicted model, not a curated record